CGUAAAGAUUGGUAAAUAUAUUAAUUGAGGUUCCUAGGCAAUUUGUUUUGCGCCGAGUUCCAAGUUUCAAAUUCCAGACACUCCCAAUUUCUACUUUCUAAAGCGCGAACGAUCGAAAAACGAUCGAGUAUGAAUGAGGCUCGAAUGAAUGCUUAAUCUCGCCCCACUCCGUCUUCUUACUACUUCAAGAGGGCGGAAAAUGACCUCAACGCCAAAAGAUAUCACCAUAAUUGGUGGAGGAAUUAUCGGCUGUUGUACUGCGUAUUUCCUUACUCGACACCCUUCCUACUCUCCCGAGACGCAUCGCAUAACUCUCCUCGAGGCCUCGUCAAGUAGUGCUGGAGGGCGAACCUCGGAAAGCAUCCAGGACCCGGCGACGCUAGCCGACCCCACAACCGCGUCUAAGAAGAACCCCGCUCACGAUGGUAUCGCAGGCGGUGCAAGUGGCAAAGCGGGUGGCUUACUCGCGCUAUGGGCUUUCCCAUCGGAAAUUGUGCCGCUGAGUUUUAGAUUGCACGCCGAGCUCGCAAAGGAACACGGCGGCGAUAAGAGAUGGGGAUAUAGGCGGUGUUAUGCUAGCCAGAUCGAUUGCCGCGCGCGUUUACCGCCUGGUUUCGACAACAGCCUGGCGGUGGGAACGGAGCCUGUCAGAGGGAAACCGGAGCAGCGCUCAAAGGGCCUCCAUAAGGAUCAUAAAACAGAUAUCAAAGCUCUUCAAAAGCUUGGCGCCCCCGAAGAUUUAGAUUGGCUGGAUACGGAUGAUGCCCUAGCUGCCUACGAGGAAAUGUCUACGCCAGAUAAGACAGCGCAAGUUCACCCAGAACUAUUCACUCGAAGUAUGGCACAAUUAGCUGAGGAACAAGGAGUGAAGAUCGUGACAGGCGCAAGAGUUACGACUAUCAACAAGACUGCGGACGGAAAGAGCGUGGAGAGCGUAACGUUUAUCAAAGAUGAUAAAGAGGAAAUACUACCAACUACAGAUUGCAUAGUAGCGGCAGGUCCAUGGACGACUCGUCUCUUACCUGAUGUCCCUAUUACCGCGGCUCGCGCGCAUAGUGUCGUCAUCAAGACGCCGAGGCCCGUGUCCGCAUAUGCACUCUUCACUUCAAUCAUGCUGCCCACCGGCUUCCCCACUCCAACGCCACAGGAUGCUAGGCGAAAGUCAACAACCAUACGACCUCUAAUAGGACAACAGAUUGUAGAACCUGAAAUUUACGCACGACCUGACGGCACCGCAUAUGCCUGUGGGCCCACAGACAACGCUAUCGAGUUGCCCCUUACAAGUGCCGACGUCGAAGUUGACACGGCGCGAUGUGACGAUAUCAUAUAUCAGGUCAGCGGGAUAAGCGAUGAGCUGGGGAAAGAUGGACAAGUACUUGCGAAGCAGGCGUGUUAUCUACCUCAGGGGGGUCCUUGGAUAGGUAAGGUAGACGACACCGAAGGGUUGGUCGUCGCGGCAGGACACACAUGCUGGGGCAUUCAGAACGCGCCUGCAACGGGGAAAUUAGUAAGCGAGAUCGUCUUUGAUGGCAAGGCGAAGAGCGCAAAGCUAGGGAGUUGCGAUCCUGCGCGGAUGGGUGCGUUAUGGAGGUAGCUUAGCGUAAGUUGAAUAUAACCCUGAAUUGAGAAAUAAU
Annulohypoxylon maeteangense is the source of this 1634-nucleotide messenger RNA. RefSeq names its product FAD dependent oxidoreductase. Gene Ontology annotation, biological process: retrograde transport, endosome to Golgi. Lineage: Eukaryota; Fungi; Ascomycota; Sordariomycetes; Xylariales; Hypoxylaceae. The record is from RefSeq and is a predicted model, not a curated record. The transcript has a single exon. Gene Ontology annotation, cellular component: cytoplasm; late endosome. Bases 149 to 1594 code for a protein of 481 amino acids. Gene Ontology annotation, molecular function: oxidoreductase activity.